ACAUAUUCAUUAAACACAUCACAAUCUUUGUCUAUAUUUAUCUGUUAAUGACAGGUCGAACCCUAAACUGUGUGACCGUCUCCCUAGACCGACACCUGGAAUCCGUCUCUGCAGAUUCUCAUUGUUUCGAUUUUCACUUCAGGUUGCUGUUGUGUGUCAUUGGAGGCGGAUGAGAACUAAGCACAAAAAAGACAGAUCACAGAAUAACUGUAUAAUCCUGAGAUGACAAUGGCUGUUGUGUCUGCUUCCUCCCCCGGCCCCUGACACUGUGGUUUGCCACUGCUCAUUUAACCUGCUCAUGAAACUACUGCGACAUUUCUGAGAAAGAAAGUGAGUUACAUGAAUUCAGAGUGAGUGGCUCUGUUCACUCUUACACUCAGGUUAUCAUCUCUGUGGACUUUUCAUUCUAUAAACUCAUGGAAAUGUUGACAUGUUGGAUUUCACUACUGGGAUAUUUUGUGUUUACGCUCUUCACGGCAGACAACAGAGGUUCAGCAUGUGAAGCUCCAUCAAGUCUUGACUGCUUUAAGAAAAGUGUUAAUGAAACUGUUUAUAUAUGUGAAUGGAGCAUGAACACAACUGACAGGGACGUGAAAUUUGAUCUUCAUCUUGACACGUUCAGCUGCAAAAACAAUGAAAUCCGUGGAAUUAAGACGACCACGAAGUUGAUCGUGGAAGAAUGCGUAUUUAAACAUAAAGCUGCCAACAUUGCAGUGGUGGCCCAUGUGGGAAACUCCAGCUGCAGGUCGGCAGAAAGAUCUGUUGAACUCAUACACACAGUUAAAUAUGAUCCACCAUCAAACAUUACAGUGUCCUGGUCACUAAAUAACCUCAGUUUAAGCUGGAAGGCUGCAGAAGAAGCUCCGGCAUUAGCCGAGAUCCGGUAUCGCCAAGAUGGAAACCUCACAGAAUCAUGGGAAAAAAGAUUAAUAAAUACUACUCUGUUGAAAAAACACAGCUUUCAAGCAGUUCAUAAUUCACGCCCAGUUCCUAAAGAGGAAAAAUCUAAAAACAGAGUUAUCAUUGUAAAUCUAAGGAAACAUUCAGCUUACCAUGUUCAGAUCAGACAACGUCCCACUCAGGUCAAAAACCCACUGUGGAGUAAAUGGUCUCCAGCUGUGAUUGCUCCAGCAGAGCUUGAAUAUGCUCCUCAAGUAAACGUGACGACAAAACUUUUGAGCGGCACCAGAGAAGUCACACUAACCUGGAAGCCAAUGCCUGGUGCAGCAGCAGUCGUUACAUACAAACUGAAGUACACCCAGUUCUCUCAUGGACACCACUGUGCAGAGACUGCUACGAAGCCACGCCACAUCCACACCAAUAACUACACUGUUGUACUACAUGUGUCGUACGCUGCCAUCGAAAUCUCCAUCACUGCCAGGAAUGAAGCAGGCAGUUCACCUACUGCAGUCGUACAAGUCCCGGCCGUUCCAGUUCCAAAUUUACAACCUUGUGACCGAAAACCGAAGUUUAAAAAGAAACCUUGCAGGCAGUGGUUCGAAGUGUCAGACGACAACUUAGAAAAUGUUACAAUUUCAUCACAAAGCACAAAAGACAACAUAAAGGCAGUAAAGAAGGAUGAUCUAAAAGACUAUGUUGGAUAUAUUUACUAUGAGCACAUACGUGAUGGUGGGAAGCCCCGCACAGUAAAGACAUGCCUCUACUACAAGGACGAGGGAGAGCCACAUGGAACACCUCAGAAUUUUAGUGUCGUCAGUGAAACAGAGACCUCAGUUAACCUUUCCUGGAAACCAAUUGCUUCUGCAGACCAGCGAGGUUUCCUCACACACUACAGGCUGUGCAGUGUGAAAAUGAACUCAGACCAAUCCACUGAGUGCCAUAAUAUAUCAGCCACACUGACAAAAUAUCACUUGGAGAACUUGACGCCAGGAGCCAGAUACGACAUCAGUCUGGCUGGAGUGACAAAAGUGGGUGAAGGACCAAAAGCCAGUGCGACUGUCAAUACGUGGCCAGAGAAGCAUGAGAAUGUCUGGUGGGUUUUCGCCUUACUCUUUGGGUUAACCCUCAUCCCAACAAUAUGCACCAUCAUCCUGAAAAGAACCAGACACAAGAUCUGUCCUCCUGUGCCCAAACCAAUUAUUCCAUCUUUCUCCAGCCAUCAGGCUGAUGAUCAGCAGGAGAUGCAUGAGGGGAAAGAGGAGGUGCAUGAGCUCAUGGUGCUACAGCAUCCAGGUGAAAAGUCAGACCGCGACAAUGCAGAGGAAACCAUAGACCUCGGAGAAGAGUGGGAGACUGGAAUUGACAAAGAUGUAGAGGGUGACGGUGAAGGUUUAAAGAACGCUCAGGAGAUCAGUCGUGAAGAUCCUGGUUGCACUGAUCAGCUCCUGAGAAGAUCCACAGAAGGAGAAAUCACAGAUCUGGAACAGCUGGACAACGAGAUUGCCAUGCUGAUUUACAAGAAUGGUUUGGUCUUUGAUGUGAAAGCUGAUUUGUCUUAAAAGGGGAGUUGUGCAAUUAAAGUACUGUAUUCUAAAAUGAAGAGGAGACUAGCAUCACUCUAAAUAUAAAUGGGUGAUCAGAUACUAUUUAUUUAACCGUGAACUCAGUAUUGGUCAGUGAACAAUCAAGCGUAACACAGAGAAGUGUUCCAGUGGCUAGAAAACUUCAGCAGCGAAAAUGUGUUUCUGUGACAGGUAAAUGUCACAGGAAGUGGUCACAACACAGAAACAAGGGCAUUUCGCCAAAUCACUUGUGAACGGCGACAGGAUAGAUGAGUCAUAGGCAAAUCGACUUCUAAGGGUUUUAAUGAGAACACUGGUUAAACCAGGACAUGCUGAUGGGACACAAUUUUCCACUCUUCUGUUGGUUUGUAUCUGUGAUGUAGUAAACAACAGUCCAAUCAGCAACAAAGCCACUGAUUUCAACUUCAACACAGUGAGAUUAACAUCUAACAUCCUGGUCAAAGGAUUGUUGAACAAUAGUAUUUUUAGGUUUUAAAAACCCUAUUGAUCAUAUAUUUUUAAAUUAAUUGAAUAAAAAGGGUUAAUAUUAAAUUUAGGUUGUUUGAUUUAAGUUACGGUAAAAAAAACUAAGGAGGUGACUGUAAUAAAAUAUAGAUGACUGACAAUAUGUUAUGUUAUUGUUAUUUUUAUUUUUUUUGUUUUUGUUUCACUGAAUCUAAAUUUGUAUCCAAAAUAAAGAGUUAUUAGGCCUGGCAAAAAAAAAUAAAUCCCCUCUAAUCCUAAAAGAUAAAGGGAUAAAAGGAAACAUAUCCAAAUCUACUGCGAUAUGAUCCAGAAUAGAAAAGAUAAAAGGAGGGCAUUUAUGGUACCAACUGCCAAAAAGCUGACAGUCAACGAACAUUACACAUGGAAAGUGCCAGAAUGAGACACCAAAAUGAAGAACCGAAACAUCUGAGCAGACAAAGAGGAAGGACUAAAAAUAGAGGUGUAAUGCCACACAAUGAACAAACACGAUUUACCAGUUAAUACCUAGUGUGGGGAAUGAGGGAGAAAAUCAAAGACAAAUCCACAAGAGGGCAGUAAUACCAUACCACGAGAAACCAAAAA
Molecule: messenger RNA, 3530 nt
Organism: Cynoglossus semilaevis (tongue sole)
Lineage: Eukaryota; Metazoa; Chordata; Actinopteri; Pleuronectiformes; Cynoglossidae
Gene: il12rb1
Product: interleukin 12 receptor subunit beta 1
Exons: 16
Coding region: 417-2459 (680 amino acids)
Molecular function (GO): protein binding
Source: RefSeq, a predicted model, not a curated record